AAACUCCCUUAGAAGGAUAAAAUUGUCAACUCGUAAGAUAAAAAAGCAACGGUGUAGCAGUGUGAACACGAAGGGCUGACAAGAAUUAAUUUGGAUUAUGAGGGCCACUGGUUCCCUCGCCCACUCGAUGGAGCUUCAAACUUUCCGCCCUUUAUUUUCUGCAAGGAACAUGUUAUUCUCAGUACAAUCUGAUCCAUGCAAGUGGAAGAACUGUCAGAGGAUUGAUGUUAGUACUGAAUUUGUAAGGCAUAGGCACUUCCAGAAGCAGGCAAUAGUAUGGAGGAAACACUGCUCAAAAAGCAUUGGAGCUUCUAUUUCAUGUUCAUAUAGUUUUGAGAAGGAUCCAAACCUACCUUCUAUUCAAAAACUUACUGAUGCACGAGUGAUGUAUAGUGUAGCUCCUGCUAUGGGUCAUAACCAGGAAGCACAUCCGGAAUCCCAUCUUAGAGUUCCUGCAAUUGUGAGUGCCCUUGAAAAGAUGAAGCUCACUUCAAAGUUUCGUGGCUCAGAAGUCAUUGAACUUAAAAAUUUCAAGCCUGCUUCUGUGAACGACAUUGCAAAUGUUCAUUCGAAGGCUUAUGUUGCUGGUCUUGAGCAGGCAAUGGAUAAGGCUUCUGAAAAGGGCAUUAUUGUCAUUGAUGGAACAGGACCAACAUAUGCUACUGCCAGUACAUUCCAGGAAUCACUUUUGGCCGCUGGAGCAGGACUAGCCUUGGUUGAUUCAGUGGUUGCAGUAUCAGCAAAGAGCCAGAAUCCACCUGCUGGAUUUGCUUUGAUAAGACCUCCAGGACAUCAUGCUAUUCCAAAAGGGCCUAUGGGCUUUUGUGUUUUUGGUAAUGUGGCUGUUGCAGCACGCCAUGCUCAACUUGUGCAUGGAUUAAAACGAGUCUUUAUAAUUGAUUUUGAUGUUCACCAUGGGAAUGGGACCAACGAUGCAUUUUAUGACGAUCCAGAUAUAUUCUUCUUGUCCACUCACCAAGAUGGAAGCUAUCCAGGCACUGGUAAAAUUGAUGAGGUAGGUCAUGGAAAUGGUGAGGGUGCAACGCUAAAUCUACCUCUGCCAGGGGGCUCAGGUGACAAUGCCAUGAGGACUGUGUUUGAUGAAGUCAUUGUGCCGUGUGCUCAGAAGUUCAAGCCAGAUAUAAUUCUCGUUUCUGCUGGGUACGAUGGUCAUGUUUUGGAUCCACUAGCCAGUCUACAAUUUACAACCGGAACAUACUACAUGCUGGCCUCAAAUAUUAAACAACUCGCGAAAGAUCUAUGUGGGGGCCGUUGCGUAUUUUUCUUGGAGGGAGGAUACAACCUUGAUUCUCUUUCAUAUUCAGUGGCCGACUCAUUCCGAGCCUUCCUUGGGGAGAAAAGCUUGGCAUCUGAGUUCGAUAACCCUGCCAUCUUGUAUGAAGAACCAUCAGCAAGGGUGAAGCAAGCAAUUCAAAAAGUUAAACACAUACAUUCACUCUGAAUGAUGAUAAUUUCUUUACAUGUAUGCAUGUGUUCCAAUCAGCUGGAUAGGCAGUUAAACUUCUGUGUGGGCUACAGUAGUCGGGGAAACCGAAGAUCAAGUAUAUACUCCGGCGAUAAGCUGGUUUACAGACUUCUGCAGGAGAUGAUGUUAUUGUAAUAUUAUUAUCAUCAUGAUCGUGAAUGGGACCUGCCAUUCUAUUUAUACUCGAGUGAUAUAUAUUAUUACAAGCACCGUUUGUAUAAUACCAAAAUUUCUUAUAUAUUUGUAACUUCUGCAGCC
This is a messenger RNA of Jatropha curcas, 1744 nucleotides long. RefSeq names its product histone deacetylase 14 (gene HDA14). Gene Ontology annotation, biological process: epigenetic regulation of gene expression. The record is from RefSeq and is a predicted model, not a curated record. Gene Ontology annotation, cellular component: cytoplasm; histone deacetylase complex. Lineage: Eukaryota; Viridiplantae; Streptophyta; Magnoliopsida; Malpighiales; Euphorbiaceae. Gene Ontology annotation, molecular function: histone deacetylase activity.